This is a messenger RNA of Indicator indicator, 1767 nucleotides long. It is a transcript of the gene LACTBL1, whose product is annotated as lactamase beta like 1. Bases 1 to 1767 code for a protein of 588 amino acids. The transcript has 7 exons. Lineage: Eukaryota; Metazoa; Chordata; Aves; Piciformes; Indicatoridae. The record is from RefSeq and is a predicted model, not a curated record.
AUGGAUGGGUUACAGCUGCGGCCAGCGCCCAGCAGCCGGAACCUGCUGAAGUUUGCUGCCAUGGAGGUGAAGUGGAUCCACCUCUUGGUCAUCUUCUUCUUCCUGCUGUCCCUGGCAAUGACAGGCUGCUUCCUCUGGCAGUACAGCCUGCCCAAGGUGGAGCCCACCCCCCCCGUGCUGGCAGUGCCCUCGGAAGCGGUGCAGAUGUGUCCUCGCUCCCCGGACCCGGUGCCCCUCGACCACCCAAUCCCCGUCCUGAAGGAUGCCCUGGAGAAGGUGGACCUGAUGCUGCGCCAGAGGAUCCACAGCUCUGCUCUCCCUGCCCUGUCUGCCAUCGCCAUCUACAACGACACCGUGCUCUGGACUGGCAACUUUGGGAAGAAGAAUGGCUCAGACCCCUCCUCAGUGGUGCCCAAUGAGUACACAAUUUACAGGAUUGCCAGUGUCUCCAAGAUCUUCCCCACCCUCAUGCUGUACAAGCUGUGGGAGGAAGGCAAAGUCACCUCUCUCGAUGACCCUUUGGAACGUUAUGCUCAGAAUUUUGUCAUCAAGAACCCUCUGGGGAGGCUGAAGGAAGCAGAGCAGAGGUACCCAGCUGAGGGGAUGAUGUUCCUGGAGAAAGGCUCCGUGCCCCUGAAGCUGUCGCCGGUCACCCUGCGCAGGAUGGCGAGCCAGCUCUCAGGUCUGCCCAGGAGGCUGCGAUCUACAACCUUGCUGUGGAAGGGCAGCACUCAGGAAGCUCUGGCUCUGCUAAAAGAUGAUGUCCUGGUUGCUGACCCAGGAACCAGAUGCCACUACAGCAAUCUGGCCUUCUCCCUGCUGGCACACGUGCUGGCUGACCAUGCAGCCGAGGGGCAGUACCAGCGCUGGGUGGCAGAGAACAUCCUGGACCGCCUGGGCAUGGAGGACACCGGCUUCGACCUCACCCCCCCCAUCCGUGCCCAGAUGGCUGUGGGCUUCUACAGCAGCCAGCAGCCAGCCCCCCUCUACGACCUGGGCUGGUACAGACCUUCUGGCCAGAUGUACUCCACAGCUGCUGACCUUGCUAAGCUGGCCAUGGUGCUGCUGGGCACCUACCACCGGCGCCUGCUGGAGCCUGACACGGUGAAGACAAUGCUGACCCCGCUGCUGAAGUGCUCCACUGAGUACUUUGCCAACAAGACUGGCACCCCCUGGGAGAUCAACGAGCAGCUGGGCUACGAUGUCAUCAGGAAGGAUGGGGACCUGGAUGGCUACUCAGCCACCUUCUCUCUUAUCCCCAGGCUCCGCCUCAGCUUCAUCGUGCUGAUGGCAGGGCCCAGGCCUCAGGGUGGAGAUAUUGUGACUCAGACCUACCAGCACCUCAUCCCUGCCAUGGAGACAGCCUUCAGAGAGGCAGAGAAAAGCUUGCUUCCUCCUCCCAGCCCCAGCCCCUACGUUGGCUACUACACCUACUCCAACCUGACCUUCUAUGAGAUCAGGGCUGGCCCCGGGGGGGUGCUGGGCAUGCAGCAGUUUGGACCUCACGUGGAGGAGCUGAUCCCCGAGAAGUUCCGGACCAUCAAGCUGCACCACCUGGAGGAGCGUGUCUUCCAAGUGGUCUUUGACAAGGAGUUCCCAUGUGUGCUGCACCUGGGCUCUGCCUCCAUCUCCCUGGAGACCCAGAAUGGGCAACUCUUCAACUUCUACCCCUUCGACCGCCAGGGUUUGUCUCCUGGCUUCGACGCCCCGGGGCUGAACACCUACGGCGUGCUGCGUGUGCCCCGCAGGCCAGUCUUCUACACGUAG